Octodon degus (degu) is the source of this 4846-nucleotide messenger RNA. It is a transcript of the gene Slc41a1, whose product is annotated as solute carrier family 41 member 1. Gene Ontology annotation, molecular function: monoatomic cation transmembrane transporter activity. The coding region runs from base 1002 to 2546 and encodes 514 amino acids. The record is from RefSeq and is a predicted model, not a curated record. The transcript has 11 exons. NCBI's taxonomy places the organism in Eukaryota, Metazoa, Chordata, Mammalia, Rodentia, Octodontidae. Gene Ontology annotation, biological process: monoatomic cation transport. Gene Ontology annotation, cellular component: plasma membrane.
UCUGCCCCAGAUCACGUUUGCCACCGGCAGCCAACCAGUCGGGCCCAAGUCCGCGGGCAAAAAGCGAUUGGGGGCGAGUGAGCUCGGCUCCCCGUCCCUCGUCGGGUACCCCCCCCACCGCCGGCCCGGGGCGCUAUAUCCUGUCUUUCUAGCCACCUCCCACUCGUGAAAGCCGAGCGGCGGCCUCGCUGUAACGUUCCAGCGAGAUGUAGCGAGCCGGGUGUCUCGGCUGGACGCUCGCUUGGCUGGGGGUGUGGGGGGUAGGCGGGGGCCGAGAAGCACUGCCAGGAGGAGGAGUGAUGAGAAGAGGGGGUACCCGUCAUCCCCCGAGACCACGGGCCCCUGCUGCAGCUCUCCAGGCGCCCCCUUCCUCCCACGCGAGGGGCAGGUGUUCCACACAGAUUCUCGUGACUUUAAGGACCACACAAUUGGGGAGGUACCAGAUCUUCCCAGGAAAGGAGGAAAUCUUGGGAAGAGAGGGGACAGAGAGCAGACACAGCCCUGGGACCAGCCAAGCUUGAGGCACUGUGGAAAGCUGACAGAACCCAGCAGGAGGAGUGGGAAGGAGCCCCAGCUCCAAAAGAUCAGUUCCAAAAGAUCUGAACUCAGUCUACUUUUCACCAGGAAGAGCCCACCUCAGGGGCCACUUCAAACUUGGGUUGGGCCCUUCUCUGGAUGCCUCUUGCUCUGAAGAGCCCGCUGCUGAGAACCAAAGAAGAUAAGAGGCCAGACUAAUUUCCCCAAGUACGACCCAGGAGAACCCCAGGCAGGCAUCUGCACCACUAGUGGCAGGCGACUUCAUCUCUUGUUUUUCCUCAGCUUAGGCUGCAGUGCUUGAUGGGGCUGCCUGUUGGUGGAUCAGUUUUUGCAGUGCCUGGUAGGAGCAGAGAGCCAAGGGACAAGCCUGGGUUUACCCCAAGACUAAGUUCUUUCCCAAGUUAGAGAGGGAGAGCAAAAAAGUGGGAAAAGAAAGUACUCCUCUCCUCUCCUCCCUGCCCGUCAUGUCCUCUAAGCUGGAGCCAAAGGACGUCCACCAGCUGAACGGGACUGGCCCUACUCCCUCUCCCUGUUCUUCAGAUGGCCCCGGGCGCGAGCCCUUGGCUGGGACGGCAGAGUUCCUGGGGCCUGAUGGGGCUGGGGAGGAGGUGGUGGUAAUUGAGUCUCGGGCCAACGCCAAGGGGGUUCGGGAGGAGGACGCCCUGCUGGAGAACGGGAGCCAGAGCAACGAAAGUGACGACGUCAGCACAGACCGUGGCCCUGCACCACCCUCCCCGCUCAAGGAGACUUCCUUUUCCAUCGGGCUGCAAGUGCUAUUCCCCUUCCUCCUGGCAGGCUUUGGGACUGUGGCUGCCGGCAUGGUGCUGGACAUUGUGCAGCACUGGGAGGUCUUCCAGAAGGUGACAGAGGUCUUCAUUCUGGUGCCGGCGCUGCUGGGGCUCAAGGGGAACCUGGAAAUGACUCUGGCAUCGAGGCUGUCCACCGCAGCCAACAUUGGACAAAUGGAUACACCCAAGGAGCUCUGGCGGAUGAUCACUGGGAACAUGGCCCUCAUCCAGGUGCAGGCCACGGUUGUGGGCUUCCUGGCAUCCAUUGCCGCCGUCAUCUUUGGCUGGAUCCCCGAUGGCCACUUCAGUAUCCCACAUGCCUUCCUGUUGUGUGCCAGCAGUGUGGCCACAGCCUUCAUUGCCUCCCUGGUGCUGGGUAUGAUCAUGAUUGGAGUCAUCAUUGGCUCUCGGAAGAUUGGGAUCAACCCAGACAACGUGGCCACGCCCAUUGCUGCCAGCCUAGGCGACCUCAUCACCUUGGCACUGCUCUCAGGCAUCAGCUGGGGACUCUACUUGGAACUGAAUCACUGGCGAUACAUCUACCCCCUGGUAUGUGCCUUUUUCGUGGCCCUGCUGCCUGUCUGGGUGGUACUGGCACGACGAAGCCCAGCCACAAGGGAAGUGUUAUAUUCGGGCUGGGAGCCUGUCAUCAUUGCCAUGGCCAUCAGCAGCGUGGGAGGCCUCAUCCUAGACAAGACUGUCUCAAACCCCAACUUUGCAGGGAUGGCUGUCUUCACACCCGUAAUUAAUGGUGUUGGGGGAAAUCUGGUGGCAGUGCAGGCCAGCCGCAUCUCUACCUUCCUGCACAUGAAUGGGAUGCCUGGGGAGAACUCUGAGCAAGCUCCUCGCCGCUGCCCCAGUCCUUGCACCACUUUCUUCAGUCCUGAUGUCAAUUCCCGCUCGGCCCGGGUCCUCUUCCUUCUUGUGGUCCCAGGGCACCUGGUGUUCCUCUACACCAUCAGCUGUAUGCAGGGUGGGCACACCACCCUCACGCUCAUCUUCAUCAUCUUCUACAUGACAGCUGCACUGCUCCAGGUGCUGAUUCUCCUGUACAUCGCAGACUGGAUGGUGCACUGGAUGUGGGGCCGAGGCCUCGACCCAGACAACUUCUCCAUCCCGUACUUGACUGCUCUGGGAGACCUGCUUGGCACUGGGCUCCUGGCACUCAGCUUCCAUGUCCUCUGGCUCAUUGGGGACCGAGACACGGAUGUCGGGGACUAACUUGGCCGCUCAACCUUUUCCCCGUCCCUCUGCACUUUCUAUUUGAAGUUUUUCAUUUAUUCCCCUAUCCCUACCCCACCCUACACUCCCACAUCUUUUGAGGACUUCACUUUGAUACCAAAUUCUCAUUAUUUUCAAUGGGAAUUUUUAUACAUUGAGCCAAGUUUGGAUAGCAAGAAUUCAGGAAGGACAGAUGGACUGAGUGAGAUAAGCAGUACAAGUAGGUUUCUGAGACAAUCACCAAGUGCAAUUUCAUGGUGGGUGCCUCCGAGUGAGGUGGAUUAGGGCAGGGGGUUUCUGUGUGAGUUCUGGAGACAUUUGGUUUAACUUUAGCAACCUUAGUCUUGGCCCUAAUGAGAAACCCUUUGUGAGUGGGCUAUGGCUUUUGUUGUUUUCUUUGUUCUUUUUUUAGUUGAACAGAGGGAUAAGUAACACUCCCCCCAACCAGCGCACGCACACACACAUGCAUUUGUAGAAGUGGACCAACUUCAGAGCACUGGGCAGGAGACGAGUGGUUUGGUAAUUCCAGUCCUUUUCUCACCAUCUAGACCAAGGCCCUGCUGCUCUAAGAAGGAUGUGAACCGGCUUCAGGUCAUGAACAUGCCAUCUCCUGAUUGCCUGGUCAACAUCACCCACCCUCCCUCUGAUUGGUUUCUAUUUGAAGGUCACGUCUGAGAAGAAAUGAGCGUGGCCUCGACUCCCUGUUGAAUCAUGUCUACCCAUAGGUUUCCCAAGGUUCCUGUCCUUGUCCUCAGGCUUUUGUCUCAUUUCUUGCCUCUAAACACUUCCCCUCCCCAGAGCCCGCUAGGUAGUUCUGAGACCAGGGGGACAGAAAAGGUAUGUGUAUGACUUGGAGGUUGAGGACAACCAGGGGUGUUUUGUUGCUGCUGUUUUUCCUGAGGACAUAAUCACAUGAUCACAUUGGCCUCUGUUACUUGCUAAAAGACUCUUUCAACCAUGCCAGGAGAGUCAGAUAUCCUGUCCCUGAGCUCCUGCCCACAAAUGUUUAUUCUUCAUUCAGCAAACCCAGCCUCCCCAAGAUAAGCAUUUCUUCUGCAGGCCUGGUCUGAAACGUUCAUUGAGCAGUAAGUACGGGGUGAUAGGGAUUGUGCAGGCCCUGACUAGCCAGGGUAAGGGAAUCACAGUGUUAACCUCGCCUCAUUCUCUAGCUUCCUAGGGCCACGUACCCCUGUCAGUCUGGCAGAGAAAGUUCCCUUUUUCCGGGUAUUUGUAUCUGUUGUACCAAACUAGGUUCAGCCUCACUCUCCUUCCAGAUCCCAGCUCUUCAAUGCUGACCACAGCUCAGACCACCAACCCAUUGCUUAACCCCACAACAGCCCUGCUCCCCUUCCUUUCCCUCUGCCUCUACUCCUCACGCACCCAGAAGAGGAUUUGGAACUAGCAUGCCAGACAUCAGCUGCUACUUUUCUCCAUAGCACAGAACUUGGAGAAGCCAGAGCCUCUACCUCUUGCCCUCUUGCCCUCUUCCCUUGAGCAGCUCAGAAAGCCAGCCACACUCUCACAUGCAAAUGUAGGCAUUGGGCUAUAGGCUUUUUCUAGCCUGUCUGAAGCAUCCCUCUAAGCUUCCCCCCUGGACCCUCAGAGCCCACCUCCCAGGGAGGUGUGUGCAGUGGUCCUGUUUCUGUCAGCACUAUGCCUUCAUCCAAGAGCUUGCCUUAGACCUCUGUCCAGAGUGUCCUUUCCCUUCAUCUCCUCCCAGGCCACCUUCGCGAAUCUAGAGUCUUAGAGUCCGAAGGAGUCAAAGAGGUUCUUUAAUUGGAGUUGUGUCCAGCUGAGUCCGUUAACACCAGCCUGAGCUUGUUCCUGCUCUGGCUGCCUUUUGCCUUUGCCUCCACGUCAGAACACACCUGCACACAGACUCUUGUACAGGCACCCUACCCUGAGGCUGUGGCCUGGAAUUCUCCAGCCACUCGCCCUUCCCUUGUCUCUGGAGUUCAGCCAUGUUGUCCUGGAGGGCUCUGGGGAACCCAUCCUCCUUUGCCUAGAAAGCAGAGAAGUGGGCACGCCAAGCCUCGGAGCACGUGAGCAGAGGAAGACUGGGGUGGGAGGGAAGGAAAAUGAAAGUGACUUCAACAGACGAUUCAUUUCUCCCCCCUGAUUGCACCAACUGCAUGUACUUUUGGCCUGGCUGCAAGGAGCAAUAUUGGUUUACUCUUGUAUCCUUCAAAAGUUACAGAACUGUGUCUUAAGAGAAUUAUUUAUAGUUACUAUAACUGAAUUGACAAAUGUCAACUUAACUGAUAAAUUAUAUUUGGUAAAAUAAAGAGGAUGUUUAUUUA